Panicum hallii is the source of this 2710-nucleotide messenger RNA. Its product is annotated as transcription factor MYB124. The record is from RefSeq and is a predicted model, not a curated record. The transcript is spliced from 14 exons. Bases 226 to 2283 code for a protein of 685 amino acids. Gene Ontology annotation, cellular component: nucleus. NCBI's taxonomy places the organism in Eukaryota, Viridiplantae, Streptophyta, Magnoliopsida, Poales, Poaceae. Gene Ontology annotation, molecular function: RNA polymerase II cis-regulatory region sequence-specific DNA binding; DNA-binding transcription factor activity, RNA polymerase II-specific. Gene Ontology annotation, biological process: regulation of DNA-templated transcription.
CCCAUCCACUCGUCCGCCGUCACCCUCUUCCCUUCGCUUCUCCUCCUCUUCUCUUCUCCUCCCUUGGCUGCUUCCUCCGGCCCCAAGUUCAAAAUUUCCUCCGUUGGCGCCCAAACCCCAAACCCUAGCCGGCCACCGGACCGCCUCGCUCCGGCCGGCCGAGCCCGCCAGUCGCCGUCGCACGUCGCCGGGGGCCCGCGGGCGGACCAUGCGGGAUCUCGAGCCAUGGCGACCGGGCCCGAUCUGAGCUCCUCCUCCGGCGCCGCCGCGGCGGCCGUGCCGGACGCCGCGCCGGGGGCCUCCGCCAAGAAGGACCGCACCAUCGUCAGUUGGAGCGCCGAGGAGGACAGCGUGCUUCGUGCUCAAAUCGCGCAUCAUGGUACCGAUAACUGGACAAUUAUAGCGGCGCAAUUCAAGGACAAGACGGCCAGGCAGUGCAGGAGAAGAUGGUACAAUUAUUUGAACUCAGAGUGCAAGAAAGGCGGGUGGUCCAGGGAAGAGGAUAUGCUAUUGUGUGAGGCUCAAAAACUUCUAGGCAACAGGUGGACUGAAAUUGCUAAGGUUGUAUCAGGAAGAACUGAUAAUGCAGUGAAGAAUAGGUUUUCUACUUUAUGCAAAAGGAGGGCCAAGGAUGACGAGCCAUUCCAAGAAAAUGGUACACCAUGUUCGAACACAAAUGCAAAGAGGGUUCUCACAAAAACAGGAUGUGUGACACCUGGUGCAGCAGGCUCCUCGCUGCCCAUGAAGCAGAUAAGUUCCGAUUUGAAGGAGAACAUUGUACCAAAUAUGAUAUUAUUUGGACAGGAAAAGGGCACACAACAAGAUGCCCGGCAACCUCUUGCUAACAUUUCUUCAAAUAAUCAACAAAAUCUGAAUACAGUGAAAUCCCAAAAUCUUGUUGCCACAACCACAAAAACAUUACUUGGUCCAGAACAACACUGUGUGAAGCAGGAGGGUAACUUCAUGAAGAAGGAUGAUCCAAAAGUUGCUAUUUUAUUGCAGCAAGCUGAUUUGCUUUGCUCCCUUGCAACAAAAAUUAAUCAUGAGGAUACAAGCCAAAGCAUGGAUGAAGCAUGGCAGCAACUACAGCAUCAUUUAGUGAAAAAAGAGGACAAUGGAAUGUCAGAAAAUAGCGGGUCUGGAAUUGCUUCACUCUUAGAGGAACUUGAUGAUUUAAUUGUUGACCCCUAUGAGAGUAAAGAGGAAGAUGAAGAGAAGUUAAGGGAGCAGAAUGGACAAAGACAAACUGAUGUGGAGAAUAUGCAAUGUAGCGAUCCUUCACAAGCUAGCAUGGAAGUAACAUCUAAUAUGGCCCCUGAUGAAAUGAUGGAAGAUCACACAGUAGGUAACUGCAAAGAAGUUAGUAGUCUUUGUAGAUACAUGCUUUCUGGAAGUAUGGAACCUUGCUCAGGUGCAAAAAUAACAGCAUCUGAGAAUUUGAGCGAGGUUGCCGAAGAUAGAAGGCUUCAACAAGUGGAAUCUACAUCUCCUGUUCUAACAGAUUUUGAUGAUUUUAUCAUAGACCCCUAUGAGAAUAAAGAGGAAGAUGAACAAAACCUAAGAUGCUUAUGUAUCAUACCAAUGAUCAGGGAGCUGAAUGGGCAGAUUGAUGUGCACGAUCAUCAGUCUUAUUGUCCUUCACAAGCUACAAUGGAAGAUAAUAAUCUUUGCAGAAAUGUGCUUUCUGGAAGUAUGGAACCUUCACCAGGCGCAGAAAAAGCAGCAUCUGAAAAUUUGAGCGAGGUUGCCGAAAAAAGAAGAUUUCAAUGCAUGGAAUCUACCUCUCCCGUUCCAACAAAUUUUCAAACUAAAGAGUAUGGAGAAACACCAGUACCAGAGAACCUUAAUGAGGUUGCUGAAGAUAGCAGGCUCCAACGUGUUGAAUUUACCUCCCCUGCUCAUACACUUCUCCGAGCUAAAGCAGGUGCAGAAACAUUUGCAUCCCCAAGAAUUGCUGUUGUUGCAAAAGAUAGCAAGCUUCCAUCUAUGGAAUUCAGUUCCCCUGCUGACACAGUUAUCCGAGCUAAAGCAGGUGCAGAAACUUAUGCAUCCCCAAGAAUUGCUGUGGUUGCGAAAGAUAGCAAGCUUCCAUCUAUGGAAUUCACUUCCCCUGCUCAUACAGUCGCAACAUUCCAGCCAUAUGCUGACGACAUGCCUACUCCAAAAUUCACCGCUAGUGAGAGGAAUUUUUUGUUGUCUGUGUUAGAGCUGACCUCACCAGGCUUGAGGCCAGAAACUUCUCAGCAGCCAUCUUGCAAGAGGGCUCUUCUUAAUAGCCUUUGAAAUAAAGCCUCUUCUGUUUUGAAGGCCAAAGGGUCAGGAAUACUAAGCCUACUGUGCUCCUCAGCAUAAACAGUUUGGCUGCCUUAUACCUAUUUUGCAAGAAGUGUGCCUACCUCAAGGGUCUCAUAGUUUGUUUUAUUUUCUGUGUAUAUAAUGAUGCAUUGGUGUGGUUGCAUUAGCAUACAGGAAUUAAAAGGGUGGUGGUGGUGUAAGUGUUUACAGCUUGUAUUCAAAAUAUAGAAUAAGUAAUAUUCUUUGUGUAAUUAACUCUAGUAGUUCUUUCUAGGCGUGAGGUAUAUCAGAUUUGUGUGUAGUGUGAUGAUGUAAUGGGUUUCUUUUGUUGAGCUUGUUAGAUUGAACCUAAAUACAGUGUAUGACUCAUGUGCGGUUGGGUAUUUGUAUUUUGUUGUUCAUUUUCAGAGUGGAA